CCAAGUUGUUACAUGAAAUCUGCAGUUUCAUAAUUUCCGCGGGUCGGGCCGACCGGCCAGGCGCGGGGCACAGCGAUGGCCACCACCGGGGCCCUGGGCAACUACUACGUGGACUCGUUCCUGCUGGGCGCCGACGCUGCGGACGAGCUGGGCGCUGGCCGCUACGCGCCCGGGGCCCUGGGUCAGCCUCCCCGGCAGGCCACCGCGCUGGCGGAGCACCCCGACUUCAGUCCGUGCAGCUUCCAGUCCAAGGCGGCGGUGUUCGGCGCCUCGUGGAACCCGGUGCACGCGGCGGGCGCCAACGCGGUGCCCGCUGCAGUGUAUCACCACCACCACCACCACCCCUACGUGCACCCCCAGGCGCCCGUGGCGGCGGCGGCGCCGGACGGCAGGUACAUGCGCUCCUGGCUGGAGCCCACGCCCGGCGCGCUCUCCUUCGCGGGCUUGCCCUCCAGCCGGCCUUACGGCAUUAAACCUGAACCACUGUCCGCCAGAAGGGGUGACUGUCCCACGCUUGACACUCACACUUUGUCCCUGACUGACUAUGCUUGUGGUUCUCCUCCAGUUGAUAGAGAAAAACAGCCCAGUGAAGGCGCCUUCUCCGAAAACAAUGCUGAGAAUGAGAGCGGCGGAGACAAGCCCCCCAUCGAUCCCAGCAACCCGGCUGCCAACUGGCUCCACGCGCGCUCCACGCGCAAGAAGCGCUGUCCCUACACGAAACACCAAACGCUGGAACUGGAGAAAGAGUUUCUGUUCAACAUGUACCUCACCAGGGACCGCAGGUACGAGGUGGCCCGACUGCUCAACCUCACCGAGAGGCAGGUCAAGAUCUGGUUCCAGAACCGCAGGAUGAAAAUGAAGAAAAUCAACAAGGACCGAGCAAAAGACGAGUGAUUCGACUGGAGUUCAUUUAGAAAAGAGAGCGCGAGCUAGAGAGAAAGAGAAAGGACUGCCCGUCGUCCCCUUCUCCCACCCCCAUCCCACCCCAGCCUCCACCACCCCGCACAAAGCGGCUCUAAACUCCAGGCCUCAUCUCCCCCUGGCAGACCCGGCUCAGGCUGGUUCCUCAGCCUGCCGCUUUCAAGGAGGAGGUAUUGUAAGCUUUCCAUUUUCUAUAAGAGGAAAAAAAGGUGUGUGUGGGGGGGGAGAGCAUUAGUGCUGAUGGCUGUGUGUGCUAGCUUGUAUAUAUAUUUUUAAAAAUCUACCUGUUCCUGACUUCAAACAAACAAACAAACAAACAAAAAAAAACUACCUUUUUGUAAUGCACAACUGUUGAUGGCGAGCUGUAUAGUUUUUAGUCUGUGUAGUUAAUUUAAUUUGCUCUUUGUGCGGCAGAGUGAUCUGCCCAGAUACUUGAACACUGUGUUUUAUUGUGGUAAUUAUGUUUUGUGACUCAAACUUCUGUGCUGGGUGAUGCACCCGUUGUGAUUGUGAAAGCUAGAAAAUUCAAUUUCAACUCAGGUUGUUGAUGAGGGAGAAAAACAGUUGCAUAGAGUAUAGCUCUCGGUAGUGAAAUAUGUCUUCUGUAUAACUAGGCUGUUAACCUUUGAUUGUAAGCUAGCUGUAAGGAUUUCCCAGUGAAAUAAAAUUUUAAAAGAAAGAAAGUGUUCUCCAGGAUGCACAGAUUCAUGGGUUUUCUCCUCUUUUGAAAUGCGGGCAUUUUAGUCUCUACAUACUCUAUAGACCUGUCUUAUCCAUUGUAUAUAUAAUCCACAUAUUAAAGAAAAAUUAAUCAGACAAGCUUGCAUAUUGUUCUUGCACCGGAUGAACAUGGAGGAAAUUCGGAGCUAUACAUAUGUGCAGAAGGUUACUACCUAUGGUUUACAUUUAAUUUUAGUCGGGGGGAAAAUGAAUGCUUAUUGUAAUGGAGUUAAUUUUAUUGAUAAUAAAUUAUACACUAUGAAACCGCCAUUGGGCUACUGUAGAUUUGUAUCCUUGAUGAAUCUGGGGUCUCCAUUGGGCUCAACAUACACUGUAUAUUUUGCAAUAGUUACCUCAAGGCCUACUGACCAAAUUGUUGUGUUGAGAUAUUUAACUUUUUGCCAAAUAAAAUAU
Molecule: messenger RNA, 2055 nt
Organism: Panthera uncia (snow leopard)
Lineage: Eukaryota; Metazoa; Chordata; Mammalia; Carnivora; Felidae
Gene: HOXA9
Product: homeobox A9
Exons: 2
Coding region: 76-894 (272 amino acids)
Biological process (GO): regulation of transcription by RNA polymerase II; anterior/posterior pattern specification; proximal/distal pattern formation
Cellular component (GO): nucleus
Molecular function (GO): RNA polymerase II cis-regulatory region sequence-specific DNA binding; DNA-binding transcription factor activity, RNA polymerase II-specific
Source: RefSeq, a predicted model, not a curated record